Molecule: messenger RNA, 4093 nt
Organism: Brienomyrus brachyistius
Lineage: Eukaryota; Metazoa; Chordata; Actinopteri; Osteoglossiformes; Mormyridae
Gene: fbxo38
Product: F-box protein 38
Exons: 21
Coding region: 474-3842 (1122 amino acids)
Biological process (GO): protein K48-linked ubiquitination; SCF-dependent proteasomal ubiquitin-dependent protein catabolic process
Cellular component (GO): nucleus; cytoplasm
Molecular function (GO): protein binding
Source: RefSeq, a predicted model, not a curated record
UAAGGGGCUGGGAAAGCCGAUAGCGGAAGUGCGUCUACGAGCCGCGGCCGGAGCACAUCAGGACCCUCAAGUUAGCCUGCGAGCGGCCGGACGGAGCCAGUUCGCGUCCCGGUAGUCAGGACGGGUCGCUGGACGUUGAAGACAGUGUGCCGGAGCUUUUCAUUAAAACAGGGGGGAUCCCUGGCGGCCCCGGGGAUGUAGCUAGUGCUAUCUUAGCGGAGCGCCUGUCUGCGCGCAGCGGGGUACAAAGACGAGGUGUCGGGCUGAGCAGCCACGGGACCCCGGCUCUCUGCAACGGGUACAGCCGAGUUUGUGCGUGUGUCUGACCUGGCAGUCAUUGUGGUUUGACGCCCUCUUCAGAAAGCGGUGGCCGCAGCUGAUGCUGCUGUGAACGGCAAGGUGUGUUCGUGCAUGCUGGCGUGUGACUGGGUGAAGGGGACUUCAGUUGGCUGCCUCUCUGUGCCUGAGUCGACAUGACGGGCCCCAGGAGGAAGUCCACCAAGACGCAGGGAGGUGGUGGUGGCGGCGGAGGGGCGGAGCCUUCCUGGCAGGAGGAGCCAAAGGACUACAUGAACGAAUUGUCGCACGAAGUGCUCUGCCACGUGUUCCGGUACCUCCCCAUGCAGGACAUCAUGUGUAUGGAGUGCCUGUCGCGCAAGCUGCGGGAGGCCGUGACAUUGUACCUGCGCGUGGUGAAGGUUGUGGACCUGUGUGCCAGCCGCUGGUGGGAGUACAUGCCCUCAGGCUUCACAGACUCCAGUUUCCUCAUGCUGCUGAAGAAGAUGCCGGACCUGGAGCAGCUGUACGGCCUGCACCCCCGCUACCUGGAACGUCGGCGUGUUCGUGGCUACGAGGCUUUCAGCAUCCCGGGGGUCCUGGAGGCACUGCAGGCCUGCCCUAACCUGCUGGGUGUGGAGACCUCUCACCUGGAGCUGGUGGAGGCCAUCUGGAACUACAUGCCACAUGUUCAUAUCCUGGGCAAGUUCCGGAAUCGCAAUGGGGCUUUUCCCAUCCCACCGGAGAACAAGCUCACCAUCCCGGUGGCAGCCAAGAUCCAGACACUGCACCUCGUAGGCGUGAAUGUGCCUGAGAUCCCCUGCAUCUCCAUGCUGAAACACCUCUACCUUAAGUGGGUCCGCCUGACCAAGCCGCAGCCGUUCAAGGACUUCCUGUGCGUGAGCCUGCGCUCCUUCGUGAUGAGGAACUGCGCCGGGCCCACCAACUCGCUCAAGUACGUGCCUCUGGUCACGGGCCUGGCCUCAGCUCGCAACCUGGAACAGCUGGAGCUUGUGCGCGUCCCCUUCCUGGGGGGGCUCAUCCAACACGUGGUGGAGGACAGCUGGCGGUCAGGGGGCUUCCGUAAUUUGCACACCAUUGUCUUCGGUGCUUGUAAAAACGCCCUUGAGGUCGACCUAGGUUAUUUGAUCAUCACUGCAGCUCGGAGGCUGCAUGAGGUCCGCAUCCAGCCCUCGCUGACCAAAGACGGCGUCUUCUCCGCCCUGAAGAUGGCCCAGUUGGAGUUUCCUCAGUUUGAGACGUUACACCUGGGCUACGUGGACGAGUUCCUGCUUCAGUGUAAGAUGAGUCACUCGGGGCUGGUGAAGUAUGGCCUCGCAGACGUGAUCGAGAAUCCCGGGAUCAUCACGGACAUUGGGAUGAAGGCGGUCAAUGAGGUCUUCUCUUCCAUCAAGCACCUGCUGGUCUAUAACUGUCCACACCUCCACAACCCCCACAGCUGGAUCACAGAUCAUUCGCGCUGGAGCAGGCUCGUGGACCUGACACUGGUGAGGUGUCACGCCAUCCGCUUGGAGUCCUUCAGCCAGUUUGUUGAGAUGCUUCCCAGCUUGGAGUUCAUCUCGCUGGACCAGAUGUUCCGAGAGCCACCCAAGGGCUGUGCGCGGGUCGGCCUCAGUGCUGGCACUGGGAUCGGGGUCUCCUCGGCACUGGUGAGCAACCAGAAUUCAAACAACGAGAAUGACAACAAUAACAACGCAGAUGGCGAGGAGGCGCUGGUGGGCGGCAACGAGCACGGUGGGCACGUCGCCCACGAGGUUGGCCAGGCUCCCCCGCCACAGGACCAUGCUCCCAUGGUCGACAUUCAGGCAGACCCGCAGCGGGAGAACAUGGAGGUGCAGUCAGUGGCGGGAAGUGCCUCUGAGGGGGGUCAGCCGGGCCCCAGCCAGGCAGGGGGCGUGGACCAGGAGCAGGCAGGCCCCAGCGGGGUCCAGUCGGCAGUGAGACAGCGCCCUGUGAUGGUGUCUGACUCGGAGAGCGAGGACGAGGACGACGCAGCAAGGGAGGGUGGGCCGGCCCCACCCUCGGGCACAUCGUCUUACUCAGACGUCGGUGAGAAGCUGCCUGAGGCAGAGGACACAGCCAGGCAUAGCGGCAAAGGGAAGGUGCCCCUGCGCCGGAGGGGUCCGCCCCCCCAGGAGCGCAGCUGCGAAAAGGGCUGUCAGGUGACCAGCGAGCAGAUCAAGGCGGACAUGAAGGCGGCCUCGGACACUGCCGAGCGGGGGGGGCGGGUCACUAGGGAUGCAGCGGGGGCCGGCUGCGCCGUGGGAGGCUGCGUCUGCUCCAUCCGCUGGAGGGAGGACUCGGCCAAUCGUGAGGGGAGGGCGGAGCCUGGGGCGGGGGGCGGCGAGGGAGCCGUCAGGACGCGCUGCACAUGCAGCAGGACUCAGGGCGGGGCCAGCGGUGCCAGGGGAGAGGAGCCCGGGCCAGCAGCACCAAUCAGGAACUCUAAUAGUGAAGCCAGCGCUGAUGUGGGCGUGGCAGCGGGUUCCGCGGGCUCUGGUGGCGAGCGAUCAGGUGCGCGGAGCAUGCAGGGCUCUGUGGGAGACCCCGCCCCCAGGGAAGGAUUUCCACGGCGGCCCAUGACUCGAGCCCGCAGCCGACUCUCCUCAGUCUCACUGCUGUCCGAGUCAGAGCUGGCGAAGGCCAAGCCCCGGGUUGUGGGGAAGAGGAAGCGCACGGCAGACAAGUCCACCAGCACCAGUGACCCGGUGACGGAAGACGACCAUGUGCAGGUGCUGACUCUGAAGUCUAAGAACCUGGUGGGGAUCACGCUCACCAACUGCGGCAUCACCGACCUGGUGCUGAAGGAGUGCCCCAAGAUGAUGUUCGUCCACGCAACACGCUGCCGGGUGCUGAAGCACCUGAAGGUGGAGAAUGCGCCCAUCGUGAACCGCUUCGACUACGCCCAGUGCAGGAAACUGAACAUGGAGCAGGUGCUGGACCAGAUUCUCCGCAUGCCCCCUGAAAGGAACCGCAUCAUCUACAUGCGGCCCAUGCAGCAGGUGGAUUCCCUGGCCCUGGAGAGGAAGCUGUUCUGUGGACCAUACCCAUAUCACAUCUGCAUCAUCCACGAGUUCAGCAACCCCCCGAAUGUGCGGAACAAAGUACGCGUGCGGAGCUGGAUGGAUACCAUCGCCAACAUCAGCCAGGAGCUCAUCAAGUACGAGUUCUUUCCUGAGGCAACACGUACUGAAGAGGAUGUGAAGAAGUAUCCUAGCUACCCCUGGGGCCGAGACAUCUAUACCUUGGAGGGGCUGGUGGACGGCGCCCCCUAUUCCAUGAUAACGGACUUCCCGUGGCUGCGCUCGCUGCGCACCGCGGAGCCCAAUAGCUACGCUCGCUAUGACUUCGAGGACGACGAGAGCACUACCAUCUAUGCCCCCCGGAGGAAGGGCCAGCUGUCUGCCGACAUCUGCAUGGAGACGAUCGGGGAGGAGAUCUCGGAGCGGCGACAGGCGCGGCGCGGCGUCUUCCAGCGUGUGGUGGCCGUCUUCAUCCAUUACUGUGAUGUGCGUGGGGAGCCUGUGGAGGACGACUACAUCUAGGGGGCGCUGCCUGCUGCACCGAUGCCUUGUUGCUGUUUACCUGUGUUUACAUGAAGGGAUAAACUGCCUGACCGUAUCCCUGACACUGAUGGCCAUUUGCCUUUUGCCAUUUUUUUUUUUCCGUCCCUCUCUUUCCUUGACUGGCAGAAACCUGCUUCCGCUGUUAUCCGCUGUUGGCUGUGGCCCUAUGCUGGGGGGGCAGGAGAGUGUUUGGCUACAUGGAUCUCACAUGUUCACACACACACACGCAC